Messenger RNA from Theobroma umbraticum, 6064 nucleotides. RefSeq names its product NRAMP metal ion transporter family protein (gene EIN2). The record is from RefSeq and is a predicted model, not a curated record. Gene Ontology annotation, cellular component: plasma membrane. Lineage: Eukaryota; Viridiplantae; Streptophyta; Magnoliopsida; Malvales; Malvaceae. Gene Ontology annotation, molecular function: cadmium ion transmembrane transporter activity; manganese ion transmembrane transporter activity. Gene Ontology annotation, biological process: manganese ion transport; iron ion transmembrane transport; ethylene-activated signaling pathway.
CUCUUUUAGACCUUAGCCUUUCUUCUUCUGUCUUUAACAUAAAAAUUUGUUCUUUCAUUUUCUUCUCUUUGAUUACUACAAGUAAUAUUUUUCUUUUUAAAUCUUUAUUUCCUCUCUCUUCAACAUGGCUUGAAAAGAGCCCACACCCUUGAAAUAUAUAAAUAUAUAUGAUCUAUCUUUAUCUCUCUCCCUCUCUCUCUCUCUCUCUCUUGAAACUGAGCUCUCUUUUUCUUUCUGUAUAUCUCUGUUUGUGAAAAAAAAAAAAGGCAAUAGAAACCCCCGUGGUUUCAUCAAAAAGCCCCUCAAGAUCUACUUUGUUAAAACCCAAACUUUAGAUAGAGAUUGCAGAGAAAAGGAUAGCAGAUAAGGUCCAGAAACAAUCUUCUCAUAAACUUUACCACUAGGUGCCUAAGAGGAGGAAUUUCUUUGGAUUAAUUGUUGUUUUCUCUUGGACUGCAGCUUAGAGUUUCUGUCAUUUUAUGCUGGUUCAAGCUAUUGGUAGAAACCCUGCAUGAAUUUGAACGGUCAACUACUCGUAAUUGGUAGAUGACUGGGAAAUUGCAUAGGUCCACAACUGUAAUGUGUUAGUAGAUUGGAUUGGAAGCAAUAGAUUGACAUCUCAUGAUUGCAUCUGGGUCUGGAAUUUUGCUGUGUUAGCAGUCACCAUAGCACUGAUUGUGUUACAAGAGGCUAUUAGGAUUUAUCUGGGAAAGUGCAUUUUUAAUGCCCGCUAGUACUGCAGUGCCAGGGCUACUGUUAGAUGUACAUUCCUUUGCUAGCAAGCUUAGGAGAAAAUGGGGUGGACUGUUUGUUUUAUCUUGGAAAAUCUUGUUUAGUCAAAGAAGUUGCUGAUGUCCUGCUGAAUGUCUUCUGAUGGGUAGUAUCAUGCCUCAGGUGAUUCAGUCCUGUGAGCAACCAUGUAAUUGUGUAGCUUGUUGAGCAUCAGAGGUUCUUUUGCUAUUCUGAAAAGUUAUUUAAAUUCUGUAUUGCACUGGAACUUGCAUAUUGUCUAAAUUUCGACUUAUCAACAUGGAAGCUGAGAUGGGGAAUGCUAAUCACAAACCAGCUGUUCUUCAUCGGCUGCUCCCUGCUGCUUUACCUGUUCUUCUAAUAUCAAUCGGAUAUGUUGACCCUGGAAAGUGGGUUGCAACUGUUGAAGGAGGUGCACGUUUUGGUUUUGAUCUGGCAGCCCCCAUGCUUCUUUUUAAUUUUGCCGCCAUUUUGUGUCAAUACCUGUCAGCUCGAAUUGGUGUUGUCACUGGAAAAGAUCUUGCUCAGAUUUGCAAUGAUGAGUAUGAUAAGGCCACUUGUAUAUUCUUAGGAGUUCAAGCAGAGCUUUCUGUUCUUUUGUUGGACCUUACCAUGGUUUUGGGGGUUGCUCAUGGGAUUAAUCUUCUCUUCGGGGUGGAUCUAUCCACUGGUGUUUUUUUAGCUGCUCUUGAUGCUGUUUUAUUCCCAGUUUUUGCCACCCUCCUGGACCACUGCAGGGCAAGUUUCCUAUGCAUGUAUGCAGUGGGCUUCAUAUUGCUUUCUUAUAUUUCUGGAGUGCUUAUCAGUCAACCAGAAAUUUCUCUUUCCAUGACUGGGAUGCUGACAAAGUUGAGCGGGGAAAGUGCAUUUGCCCUGAUGAGUCUCCUUGGAGCAAGCAUUAUGCCUCACAAUUUUUAUCUACAUUCUUCUUUUGUCCAGCAGCAUCAGGGGCCACCAAAUAUUUCUAAGAGUGCCUUAUGUCAUGACCAGUUAUUUGCCAUCUUAUGCAUCUUCAGUGGUAUUUAUCUAGUAAAUUACGUGCUGAUGAAUUCAGCUGCAAAUGUAUUCUACAGUGCAGGCCUUGUCUUGGUUACUUUUCAGGAUGCAAUGUCACUAAUGGAACAGGUGUUUAGGAAUGGUGUACUGCCCUUAGUCUUUUUGCUGAUUAUGUUCUUAUCUAAUCAAAUCACUGCAUCAACCUGGAAUCUUGGUGGGCAUGUUGUCUUGCAUGAUUUCCUUGGUCUUGACAUACCAGGUUGGCUUCAUUGUGCAACAAUCAGAAUUAUAGCAAUGGUCCCAGCCCUUUAUUGUGUGUGGACUUCCGGAGCUGAAGGGAUAUAUCAGUUGCUUGUCUUCACUCAGGUUGUGGUAGCUCUUCUGCUUCCAUCUUCAGUGAUCCCCCUGUUCCGGAUUGCCUCAUCGAGACCAAUUAUGGGUGUCUAUAAGAUUUCUCCAAUUGUGGAGUUCCUAGCGCUGUUAACGUUCAUGGGGAUGCUGGGCUUGAAGAUAAUUUUUGUAGUAGAAAUGAUAUUUGGGAAUAGUGAUUGGGUUGGUAAUUUGAGAUUGAAUGCUGGGAUUAGCAUGUCUGUUCCUUUCAUUGUUCUUCUUGUUACUGCUUGUGCAUCAUUUUCUUUGAUGCUUUGGCUAGCGGCUACUCCUUUAAAAUCUGCUAGUGUCAGAAUUGAUGCACAUGUAUGGAAAUGGGAUUUGAAUAGAACUGUUCCUGAGGCAGCUAUAGGGACGGAGGAAAGUGAUUUAAGUGAAACUAGAUAUCAUGGAGAGGAACCUGUUAAUAGGCAGGAAAGUUCAUCAACGCCAGGGAAGUCUAUUCAGAGUCAUUCGGAUUUAUCUUUUACAAACUAUGAUCUGGAUUUGCCUGACACAAUUAUGGAGUCUGACCAGGAAAUACCUUUGACUACUGUUAAUGAGAACUCUUCGAAUAGUCUAUAUCCUAGCCCCUCGGUUUGCUACCCGGAGGAGUCAGCAUCCAUAAUUGAGUCAGCUGCAACUCUAGUUAAUGAGGUAGCAGAUGAUGAUUUGUCAGGCACUAAGACAGUGACAAUUGAAUCAAUGAACCCUGUGGAGAAAACAGUGAGUUUAGAGGGAGAUCUGCAGAUUGAAAAAGAUGAUGAAGAUGGAGAUACUUGGGAGCCUGAAGAGCCUUCCAAACCUCCUUCCGGAAGUAUUUCCUCUUUGACACCAGAUGGUCCUCCUUCAUUGAGGAGCCUCAGUGGGAAAAGUGAUGAUGGAGGGAAUGGUAUUGGGAGUCUCUCUAGAUUAGGUCGUGCUGCAAGGCGUCAAUUAGCUGCCAUUCUUGAUGAAUUUUGGGGGCGAUUGUAUGAUUUUCACGGGCAACCUACUCAAGAAGCAAAGAUAAGGAAACUAGAUGUAUUAUUAGGUGUUGAAACAAAGCCACUGAAAGUGGAUACUGCUGGGAAGGAAUAUGGUGGGUAUUUCCCUUCGGUGGGAGGAAGAGGAUCUGAUCUGCUCAUUAGUUCAAGUAUGUAUGACUCCCCAAAGCAACUAAAGGUGCAAAAUAGUAUUGAUUUGCCGUAUGGGUAUUCGAGAGGAUCUUCAUCCUUGUGGUCAAAUAACAGGCAGUUAGUGGAUUCUUAUGUUCAGACUUCAAGCCGUAAUGUUGAUUCUGGUGAGAGGAGGUAUUCUAGUUUGCGUGCUGCACCAUCUACUGAUGCAUGGGAUUGUCAGCCAGCUACAGUACAUGGAUAUCAGAUUGCAUCUUAUCUCAGUCGAAUUGCUAAGAAUAGAAGCUCUGAUUGCGUGAAUGGUCAAAUGGAGUUACCAGCAUCACAAUCUCCUGCCCUCGGCCCUACAAAUUAUAGAGAUCCGCUGGCUUUCACAUUAGGGCAAAAAUUGCAAAAUGGGAUAACUGCUGUUCAAGCCCGUGGUUUUCAGAAUGUUGCAGUUUCUAGAAAUAGUCCAUUACAAUCUGAAAGAUCAUAUUAUGACAUCAGCUCCCUUGGACCUAAUGAUAAUUCUGGGAUAUCAGUCAAUUCAAAGAAGUAUCACAGCUUACCAGACAUAUCAGGGCUUUCGGUUCCGCAUCGGGAUUUAUACAUGUCUGAGAAGAGUGCUCAGUGGGACAGUUCCAUUGGAUAUGGGUCAUCUGUUGGUAGGACAAAUUAUGACACACCUAUGUAUCCGAACACUGGGUCAAGGGCUGGAGUUCCAUUGGCCUUUGAUGAGGUUUCUCAAUCAAAGGGUUAUAAAGAUGCUUUUCCCUUACAGUUGAGUUCAAGUUCAGACACUGGAUCCCUUUGGUCUAGACAGCCUUUUGAGCAGUUUGGUGUGGCUGAGAAAAGACGAACUGCUGGCAUCGAAGCACUUGGAAGUGGGCUGAACUCAGGAACCUGGGAUACUACUUCUGGAGUGGAUUUAGAGUCCAAACUUCUUCAGUCUUUCCGACAUUGUAUAGUAAAGCUCUUCAAAUUGGAUGGGUCUGACUGGUUGUUUAGACAAAAUGAUGGAGCUGAUGAGGAUUUAAUUGAUCGUGUAGCAGCAAGGGAGAGGUUUCUUUAUGAUGCUGAAGCUAGAGAGAUAAACCAGGCUGUUCACUUGGGUGAACCUCCAUACAUGUCUUCUGAAAGGAGGUAUGGUUCUACAACGAGUGACGAGGCAAACUUAGUCAACGUUUCAAUUUCAUCAGUUCCUCAUUGUGGGGAGGGCUGUGUUUAUAAAGCGGAUUUGGUAAUAAGCUUUGGAGUGUGGUGCAUUCACCGGAUCCUUGAUCUGUCACUGAUGGAAAGCCGACCAGAGCUGUGGGGAAAAUACACUUACGUGCUUAAUCGUCUCCAGGGUGUCAUAGACCUGGCAUUUUCAAAGGCUCGAACCCCAAUGACCCCAUGCUUCUGCCUUCAAAUCCCCGGGGAAUAUCAGCAGAGGUCAAGUCCUCCUAUUUCAAAUGGAAUGUUGCCCCCAGCUUCAAAACCUGGCCGGGGUAAGUGUACAACUGCUGCUACGCUCUUGGAAAUAAUUAAGGAUGUGGAGAUUGCUAUAUCUAGCCGGAAGGGUCGAACAGGCACUGCUGCUGGUGAUGUAGCUUUUCCAAAGGGAAAAGAGAAUCUGGCAUCUGUCCUUAAACGCUACAAGCGGCGAUUGUCCAACAAACCAGUUGGCACCCAUGAGGGGUCUGGGUCACGAAAGGUUCCAACAUCGUCUCCAAUGUUGGCUUCUUACAGUUCAUAGCUUUCAUUCCAGUUUUCCCUCUUAUGGCUUCACUGUUGUUGAGCUGUUUGAUUUUGAAAGGCAGCUCAUACGCUAGCUCACUUCCCACAGGACUGUCAAAACCAACCGCCCUGCCGCCCUCCUUCGCCCUCCACUCUCUCUCAUGUGUAUUAAAAGUCCGCGCUGCAAAUUGAAUAUCCAUGUAUGUUAUAUAUUUACAUAGGAUAAAAGUUUACUGGAUGUGCAAUUGCAGCAGAAUUAAAGAAAAUGGGUUGACGAAAGGUGGAAAUUGAUCUUAAUAGCAAAUGUCAUUCUUAGUUUUUAAGUCAGUCUGUCAUCUCACUUGGCUUACUCUGUAACGGUACGGGGCUUGCGUUUGCAUUGUUAUAUAUUUGAACUGAACUUGUUGGAUUAUAGCUCUAACUUUGUCUCCCAAUCGGAAAAGUUUUGUGGCCGAAAUUCGGAACGCGGAUUUUAACAACUUACCUAGAAGACAAAAUUUAAUAAAUGAAAGAGGCCACGGAUCGAGACCUGUGGAUGGUCACUGACCUAAAAGGCUACUGCGGGGCCCACAGCUGCGAUUGUUUGCAUUUUCUAAUCAUUCAUUUGCUCCUGCUUAUGUUUAUCAUCAUUCAAUCACAGAUUCAUAGCAUUUCAUACCCAUGAUGCAUCAGCUUCCACCACUCUCUGUUUAAAAGGAGAAGACAGUGCAUCUUCAUCGAUUUCAAGAGGUACAUAGCCCCUUCCAUUGAAAUCAAUCUUAGUUUACUCUUCCCUUUGCAAGAUGGGUUAUGUUCUUGUCAUAACUUUUCCAUUGAUCCUGCUCGUCUUGAUCCUAGCCCUUGCAUUUUAUCUUCUGGGUAGAGCACAGGGCCGAAGUGAAAGACCUCCCCAGUACUUGGGGCCACCUGCUCCUCCGGCUUCAGCCUCAGCUCCAGUCUCACCUCCGCCACCCCAAGGAAAAUCAUCCGAGGUCUAAAGUUGCAGAAAAGUUUGCUUGUUUAAUCAAAGUAACACUCUGGGUUUCGUCUGUCUUUGCUUAAUAUGUGAUCAUUUCCGCAUCAAUUUCCAGUUUCCACUGUAUAAUUUUGUAAAGCAUUUGGAAUGGCAAUUAAAUAAUUUAAUCGAUAAA